Pollicipes pollicipes is the source of this 1356-nucleotide messenger RNA. RefSeq names its product protein LSM14 homolog B. The record is from RefSeq and is a predicted model, not a curated record. The coding region runs from base 116 to 1291 and encodes 391 amino acids. NCBI's taxonomy places the organism in Eukaryota, Metazoa, Arthropoda, Thecostraca, Pollicipedomorpha, Pollicipedidae. Gene Ontology annotation, biological process: P-body assembly; cytoplasmic stress granule assembly. Gene Ontology annotation, cellular component: P-body. Gene Ontology annotation, molecular function: mRNA binding. The transcript is spliced from 8 exons.
GGCGUGUUGGCGUGGAGGGCCGGUUUUCGUCGCGGAUAUUUAGUCUAUUGUCCUGUCAUCAUAGGUUUUUUCGGACAGUGCACUCAUUAGAUUGUUCUGAAUUAGGGGUCUCAAAAUGUCGGAUUUUCCGUACCUGGGGAACAGGAUCAGUCUCAUUUCCAGCUCCCAGAUCCGGUAUGAGGGUAUUCUGUACACAAUUGACACCGUCCAGGGUACGGUCACCCUAGCGCAAGUCCGUUCAUUCGGUACCGAAGAUCGGCCGACUGAACGACCUGUAGCUGAGAGAGAUGAGAUCUAUGACUUCAUCGUGUUCCGUGGCUCCGACAUCAAGGACAUCAAGCUCUGCAAUGUCCAAGUCCAGAAGACCUAUGAUGACCCGGCAAUUGUUGAGAUGGGGUCGUCGACCAGCUCGGGCGGCGCGCCGGGCGGCGGGUCGACCACGCCGUCGCGCCGCUCCCCGACCAUCGACCAGGGCGUGCAGACCCAGCAGGACCGGCAGCACCGGCACCGCGACGGCCAGCGCGGUGGCUACCACAGCUACCAGCGGGGCGGCGGUGGCGGAGGCGGCGGCGGGUACCGCACGCAGCGCGGCGGACGGCGCGGCGGCCGCGGCCAGAGCCGGGGCACCUUCCAGGUCAGCGCGCGCCCCAUAAAGUUCGACGGCGACUUCGACUUCGAGGAGGCCAACAAGAAGUUCGAGGAGCUGGCCGCCCAGCUCGCCAAGACGAAGAUCACCACCCCGGCUGGCGCUGAUGAGAACGGCGAGGCCGGCGAGGCCGGCGCCGAGGAGGAGCCGGAGGAGGGCGAGGUGCCCGACCAGGCUGAGGAGCCGGUCGUCUUCUACAACAAAACCAAGUCGUUUUUCGACAACAUCAGCUGCGAUGCCAUCGAGAAGGCCAGAGACAACCGGCAGCGCCGCCAGGACUGGCAGAAGGAGCGCAAGCAGAACCUGGAGACGUUCGGCGUGGAGGGCACGCGCCGGCCGUACCGGCGCGGCGGCUACGGGCGCGGCUACUAUAACAACCGCGGCGGCGGCGGCGGCGGCGGCGGCGGCGGCGGCUACUACGGCAACCGCGGCGGCGGAGGCUACUAUAACAACCGUGGUGGCGGCUACUACAACAACCGGGGCGGUUACCGGGGAUACUACAACAACUACAACCGGGGGUACAACAGCCGGCGGGGUGGCGGCGGUGGCGACGGCUCGUACCAGCGCGGCGGCCGCUCUGAGCGGGGCCAGGAGGCCAGCAGCUGGCCGAGCGCCGAGCCACGCUCGGAGGCCGUGCAGAACUAGGCGGCGCCGGCGCCCCCGGCCGGCGCGCGCCAACGUUACAGUGCAAAGGUGCGCUGCGGCGGGGC